UUAGGGUUUUUGGUUGCCUCCUCCACCAUUCUUCUUUCUCAGUGCCGCAGCUAGAGACAAACAAGAGCAAAAAAAAAAUGAAGACCAUCUUGUCAUCGGAGACCAUGGACAUCCCAGAUGGGGUCAAGAUUAAGGUGAACGCUAAGGUCAUCGAGGUGGAAGGCCCACGUGGCAAGCUCGUCAGAAAUUUCAAGCACUUGAACUUGGAUUUCGAUCUCAUUACUGACGAGGAAACUGGGAACCGAAAGCUGAAGAUCGACGCUUGGUUCGGCUCCAGGAAGACCUCCGCCGCCAUCCGCACCGCGCUCAGCCAUGUCGAGAAUCUCAUCACCGGUGUCACCAAGGGUUACCGUUACAAGAUGAGGUUCGUUUAUGCUCAUUUCCCCAUCAAUGCCAGUAUCACCAACACCAGCAAGUCCAUCGAGAUCAGGAACUUUCUUGGAGAAAAAAAGGUAAGGAAGGUGGAUAUGCUUGAUGGGGUCACAAUUCUCCGAUCUGAAAAGGUCAAGGAUGAGCUUGUACUGGAUGGGAACGACAUCGAACUGGUCUCUCGAUCCGCUGCCUUGAUAAACCAGAAGUGUCACGUGAAGAACAAGGAUAUCCGGAAAUUCCUUGACGGAAUUUAUGUCAGUGAGAGGGGAACCAUCGUAGAGGAGUAAUUGUAUGUGUAAUUGAUCUACAAUUUUGUUGUGAAAGUUUUAUUUAGAAUGAUUUUAUUUUUGUUGUCCUCUAGUGAACUCUGUUUUUUGGUGUGAUAUGACUCACUUAUCUUAGGUUUGAUCUCAUUGUGCCAUCCUUAAAUUGGUUUUCUGUUCCCCUGUUUCUGUAAUGUUACUGAAAUUGUAACUCGUUCCGAAACAAUCUGGUUGCUUGGUA
Messenger RNA from Quercus robur (English oak), 876 nucleotides. Its product is annotated as 60S ribosomal protein L9-like. The coding region runs from base 78 to 659 and encodes 193 amino acids. Gene Ontology annotation, biological process: cytoplasmic translation. NCBI's taxonomy places the organism in Eukaryota, Viridiplantae, Streptophyta, Magnoliopsida, Fagales, Fagaceae. Gene Ontology annotation, molecular function: structural constituent of ribosome; rRNA binding. Gene Ontology annotation, cellular component: ribosome; cytosolic large ribosomal subunit. The record is from RefSeq and is a predicted model, not a curated record. The transcript is spliced from 3 exons.